Molecule: messenger RNA, 2396 nt
Organism: Oryzias melastigma (Indian medaka)
Lineage: Eukaryota; Metazoa; Chordata; Actinopteri; Beloniformes; Adrianichthyidae
Gene: plekha3
Product: pleckstrin homology domain containing, family A (phosphoinositide binding specific) member 3
Exons: 8
Coding region: 201-998 (265 amino acids)
Biological process (GO): retrograde transport, endosome to Golgi; receptor recycling; endosome organization
Cellular component (GO): early endosome; trans-Golgi network; recycling endosome
Source: RefSeq, a predicted model, not a curated record
CACCGGCUUCCGUCGUUACGCUUCUGUUUUGUUGUUGUUUUCCCGAUCAGCUGACCUCCUCCUCCUCGAGCAAAUCUCGCACUUGUCGCGUGUCACCGUCCAUUCGCUCGCUCGCGUGCGCGCAGACAGUCCUGUGUGUCACGCGCGGUCUUCUGACGUGAAUCCGGUUAGCAGGAAGCGAACAGGCUAACUACCAGCCGAUGCUAGGAGACGCCAUGGAGGGGAUUCUGUACAAGUGGACUAACUACAUGACGGGCUGGCAGCCUCGCUGGUUUGUUCUUGAAAACGGGGUCAUCUCGUACUACGACAGCGAGGACGACGUCAACAAAGGCAGCAAAGGAUCCAUCAAGAUGUCUGUGUGUGACAUUAAAGUCCAUCCCACAGAUUCCACCCGGCUGGAGCUGAUCAUCCCUGGAGAGCAGCACUUCUACGUGCGUGCCGUGAAUGCAGCAGAGCGCCAGAGGUGGCUGGUGGCAUUGGGGUCGUCCAAAGCUGGAAACCUGGACGGUAACAAGCACGUAGGUCCAGAAUGUCUGAGGACUAAGAUGUCUGAACUGCGUCUUUACUGUGACCUGCUGGUGCAGCAGGUCCAGACCAUCCAAUCACAGUACAGCACCGGUAAUGAGGCCACACCCUCAAGUGAGGCCUCUCUGCUCAAUGCCACGUGCACAACCUUCAUUCAGACUCUGGAGGAGUGCAUGAGCCUGGCCCACCAGAGCCUGAUGCCCGACCUGAGGCCUACAGAGAAGAUGAGGAGAUCCAUCAGUCACCCAGGAACCUACAGCUUCGACAGGUCAGGCAUGCUGAAGGAGUGUGUGAGCGGAGGUCAAAGGUCAACGCCGCGCAGACCACGAACAUGCUCGGACAGCUCCAUCUAUGACGCCCAACGUCUCCUCCCGGGUCUGAACGGUGACUCGUCCUCUAUCCCAGAAGAGAGGAUGGACAGCGCCAGCCCCAAGACCACGCCCACAGACACGGACACAGACCUGUCUAUAUGAACGCUGAGGCAGAACCACGGAGGAGCUGUCGGACAUUUGUGAAGAUGUUCCUCCAAAAACCUGUCCUUUCUGCUGACCCGCUCAGGCUCUGCAGCAGCUGCUGUGCACAUGAAUGUGAUGUCCAGACUGGUUCUAGGCCACGCAGAGUUGACUCGUUCAGCACAGAAAAUGAACCGGAAUCUCUGGACAAACUUUUUCUUCUGUUUCUCUGAUCCAGAAAAUUGUGUUUCCUUGUGAGGCUUUUGGGAAACCAGUUCUGGUUCACAGGAAUCUGCCAGUGCCAUUCUGAUCAGCGGGUCUGUCGCUGCGACUGUCAGAGGGGAACAGACCCUCCUGACCCGGUAAAGACAUGAAUGUUGACGUGUGCAGCUAAAAACCAAAUAGAAAGCCUGGAUCAGAACCAGGAUCAGAACCCUGCAGGUUUGUGGGCAGGAAUCUCAGCCCAGAGGAACUGAAACAGAGCUGCUUGUGUUUCGGGUGCUGGGGGUGCUGGGGGCCUCUGUGGGAGGGGCUGGGGGCCUCUGUGGGAGGGGCAGAGGUGUCUGAAAACAGCACUGUCAAAGGCUGCAGCCAGCUUCAGUUUAGACAAACAUUUAUGUUUAUUUAUUUACAAACAUUUUCUGCGUAAGAAGAAAAGAUAAGUUUGGAAGUGAGUGGUUUUCCUCACAGACGUCAGUGAUGAAAUGUGGACUCAGGACGUCGCCCUUCAGCAGCAGGACGCCUCGCCUCUUCUCGUGCUGAGGACACGACGUCACGCGUGCCGAUGAAAAAUGUUGUUUUGUGAUCAAAUCCUCGAGUUUGUCAACCACACAAUCAUCACACUUCCACUGCCGUGCUCCACAGCUUUUAGUCAUGUCGGUGAAGUCUGAGAUGAAGCUGCUGUUUGUCUUUGAGAAAGUAUCAUUUCCUGCAGACUCCAGAUUGUUUGGACUGAAGGACGCCAAACCUCAUGAGGACGGGACACAUCUGUUUUUAAUUCAUAAGUAAAUAGAUCUGCUGGUUCAGAAUUAUUUUUUCAUUUUCUUUUUGCAGGUUUAAAAACCCUGAUUUGUUUUUGUGAAAGUAUAGCUGUUACCGAAGUGCUAAAUGUUAGUCUGACAGCUGCUGAUGUGAAUGUUUCAGAAAGGUUUAUAUUUGUUUUGUGGCAUGUGGUUUAAAUUUGUUCACCAUUUCAGAUUAUGAAGUAUGACGAUUUCAGUGAAGAAAAAAAAACUUAAAAAGCUAAGAAAUAUAUAUGAAGAACCUGGUUUUCUGAUGGGAAAAUGUGAUUUUUAAACAAGCAAAACAUUUCCAAAAGAGGUUUCUUUGUGCACUUUCAAUAGAAGAGCCAAUCAAAUGUUAUGGAUAAAAAGCCCUUCUCAUUCAUCUUUACAAUUACAAACAAAAACAAAGAAAAAA